Messenger RNA from Acanthochromis polyacanthus (spiny chromis), 5031 nucleotides. RefSeq names its product nicalin (gene ncln). Lineage: Eukaryota; Metazoa; Chordata; Actinopteri; Pomacentridae. Gene Ontology annotation, biological process: regulation of signal transduction. The coding region runs from base 184 to 1914 and encodes 576 amino acids. The transcript has 15 exons. Gene Ontology annotation, cellular component: endoplasmic reticulum membrane. The record is from RefSeq and is a predicted model, not a curated record.
UCUUGUUGUUGUCUCCGUCCAGAGGCGCCGGUCGUCCCGGUGUUCGCCUGAUCAGAAUCCGCUCCAGUGGCCGUUGGUUGGUCCGCUGAUUAGCUCCAUCGAGUCCCCGGCUGUCAGUAGCUGAGAGCGGUGACAGCUGAGCACGUUUUCUCCCCUAACGUUGAGCCAAAAACAGUCGCCACGAUGUUCGAGGAGGCGAGUGAAGUGUUUGACAACAUGUUUAAGUCCUCGUUCCCCCUGACCUUCAUCGUCUUCAUCCCCGCGGUGCUCAUCCUGGUGUCGCCACUCCCGGCCGAGGCGGCUCAUGAGUUCACGGUGUACCGCAUGCAGCAGUACGACCUGCAGGGACAGCCGUACGGUACCAGGAACGCCAUCUUGAACACCGAGGCUCGUACUGUAGAGGCAGAGGUACUAAGUCGUCGCUGUGUUAUCAUGCGACUGGCGGACUUCUCCUACGACAAGUACCAGAAAGCUCUGCGUCAGUCAGCCGGUGCCGUGGUCAUCAUCCUGCCCAAGAACAUGUCUGCCGUACCGCAAGACAUAGUUCAGUUCAUGGAGCUGGAACCGGAGAUGUUGGCCACUGAGACCAUCGUCCCCGUCUACUUCGCCAUGGAGGACGAUGAGCUGAUGUCCAUCUACACUCAGACGCUGACGUCCUCCUCCUCACAGGGCUCCUUAUCGGCAGCUGAAGUCCUGCUGCAUACCGCCACAGCCAACGGCUUCCAGAUGGUGACCAGUGGAGCUCAGAGUAAAGCCAUCAAUGACUGGGCCAUCACCAGUUUAGAGGGUCGCCUGGCUGGAGUCGGAGGAGAAGACCUGCCUACCAUCGUCGUGGUGGCUCAUUAUGACUCCUUUGGUGUCGCUCCGUGGUUGUCCUACGGAGCCGACUCCAACGGCAGCGGAGUGUCCAUGCUGUUGGAACUGGCUCGACUCUUCUCCAAACUCUACACCUACAAGAGGACACACGCUGCGUAUAAUCUGCUGUUCUUUGUGUCCGGAGGAGGAAAGUUUAACUACCAGGGAACCAAACGUUGGCUGGAGGAUAAUCUGGACCACACAGACUCCAGUCUGCUGCAGGACAACGUCGCCUUCGUUUUGUGUCUCGACACUUUGGGAAACGGAGACUCUCUUCACCUCCACGUGUCCAAACCUCCUAAAGAAGGAACUCCUCAGUAUGCUCUGCUCAAAGAACUGGAGAUGGUGGUUCUGAGUCAGUACCCAGAGGUGAAGUUCUCGAUGGUCCACAAGAAGAUCAACCUGGCCGACGACAUGCUGGCGUGGGAACACGAGCGCUUCGGGAUCCGCCGCCUGCCGGCCUUCACUCUGUCCCACCUGCCGUCGCACCGUCUGGCUCAGCGCUCCAGCAUCAUGGACGUGCGGUCAGUGUCCCCCUCCUCUCGCCACGGAGCGGGAGAGCCCCCUGCUGGGCCUCAUGUAGACGUGAAGAAGCUCGGCAGGAACACCAAAGUGGUGGCAGAAGCUCUGGCGAGGGUCAUCUACAACCUCACUGAUAAGGGAGCUCCUGGAGACCUGCAGAUCUUCACAGAACAGAUGCAGGUGCAGGAGGAGCAUCUGUCGGCGGUGGUGGAUUGGCUCACUGCUCAGCCUCGAGCUGCUCAGCUGGUGGACAAAGACAGCAGCGUGGUGUCCACUCUGGAGUAUCACCUGGGGCGCUACCUCAAGGACGUCCGGAGACACUACGUCAAAGCCGACAAAAGGGAUCCAGAGUUUGUUUUCUACGACCAGCUGAAGCAGACGAUGAACGCUUACAGAGUGAAACCAGCUAUUUUUGACCUGCUGCUGGCCGUCUGCAUUGCAGCCUACUUAGGGAUGAUGUAUCUGGCCAUCCAGAACUUUGGGGUCCUGUACAGCGUCGUCCGUCGGAUCACUCAGCCCAAAGCCAAGAGCCACUAAGGCGACCCGACCCGUCUCCUCCAAUCAGUGAACUCUCAGUCAGAACGGACCGAGCCGCUGUUCCUCACGACGGUUUCCAAACCAGCAGAAUCACUUCCAUUUCUCUCCACAAACUAUGAUGUCAGAUCCUGUCUUGCUGCCAACUCGAUCCGUUUGGUCUCGGCGACCAGAAUAAUCAGGAAUCUCGUGUUUCCCUCCCGUUCUUUGCGUUCAUUUGAGGACGUGUUUGGUGGUUCCGGCUCCUCUACGGAUGCUCGUCGUCACUUUUCUGUGUCUUCUCGUCCUCUUUCUCUCAGUGAACUUUCUACGAGCCAAACUGACGUCAUGUGUUUCCUCAGGCAGCUAGAGGGAGAAACGACCGCACGGUUCAGCCCACGGUUUUCUUUUUGUCCAGAGACGCUGUUCACCCACCUUUCAGUUCCAGGACAGCUUCAUGUUUUCAGGUCCGCUCCUCAAACGCCCCUUUGUGCUUUGAAAGAGUUAUUGAUCGCUGCAUCUCCUCCUAAAUCUGCUCCACUCUUCUCAGCUUUUUAGUGCUUGUUUGCUUUUUUUUUUUUUUUUUUUUUUACAGGCUUUUCAGUUCCUGUCCUUCCCUGAAACAGUAAAUAAUGUCCAAGAAACAAUAAAAACACGGUUUACGAGAUCAGGUUUGCUAAUUGGUUGCUGCUGGAGCCUCAGAUUAAUUUAAGAAGGCAUCUAACGCACAGACACGACUCUGGAGGAUGUUUUCUUUCAUUCUUAACCCUUCUGUUGUCCUCAUUCACAGGCACUGAAAAAUACUGUUUCCUUGUCUGAAAAAAGUAAAAAAAAAAAAUUCAGCAAAAAUUUCCCCAAAUUUCUGAAAAUUUGCAAAACCUUCAGGAAGAAAAUUCUAAUAAUUCCUUAAGAGUCCCUUAAAAGUUUUAUUUAAAAAAUCCCCAAAUUUGGCAAGAAAAUUCUUGUAAAUAUUUUCAAAAAAUGAAUAAAAAAUCUUCCCAAAAAUAUCUAAAGUGAUUCCAUAUAUGUCAGUAAAACUUCAGAUGUAUUCUUUAAGAACAUUCACUCGCUGGAUUUUGGUUGAUUUUUAUGUGAAUGUUCUUAAGAAACAUUUUUAAAAUUCCUGUUUUUCACCAAAAAAUGCUCAAAAAUUUCCCAAAAACGUAGAAAAUGUCGACAUCGUGAGUUUAACUGUGAACAUAUGUUUUAUUUCCACAUUUUCAAACUUUAAAACGGGUCAGUUUGACCUACAGGACGACACGAGGGUUAAAGGUUGAAAGUAAUGGUGAUGAAAAGCAACAGAUUAAUAAAUAAUCAGUUAAUCACUAAAAAUCAGCCGAUGGUUAAAAGCUCUCGUGGUCGUGUUGUGUUUUCUGUCAGACUAAUGGAGUCUGAGCUUCGUCGUUCCAUCUCAGAUUUAUUAACUUUCCCUCGACUCUGAUGAAGUUUCUGAACUGAAAUCCUCAGAAUUGUGUUCUUCUGGGUUUUUAUUGAUUCAGAAAUGAGCUUGGGGGAACAGUAAGCUCCAUCAAAUCCCCACAUAACGAAGACAAGUCUGGGUUCCCUUAUUUUACUGAAAUCUGAGCUUUUUUAUGUAAUUUCUGACCAUUUGAGAAGCGAAACUUCAGCAAAUGAAGCCCCAGUUAACAGAACUGGUACAAUGUAAGUGAUUCUUUUUUUUGUUGGUGCUUGUUAAAAAUACUCCCUGUAGAACAGAAUAAUUCCUGGAAGCAGGAAAAACUUAAAUGACAUUCACAAAAAAUAUAAUUCGUCUUUUUUUUUAAUCUUCCAAACAUGGAGAUUAAAAACUGAUACGUACAGCUGGUGUAUGUUUGUAGUAAAAAUGUAAAUCUUGGUGUCAAAAUUUUAAAACAUAAAACUGUAUUAAAAAUGAAGAGAACUUUUUAAAUUUUGUCCUCACGUGCUGAUUGGCUGCUACUGGUGAUGUGCAGCCAAUCAGAGAGAGCCAUGGGCGGGACAUUGAGUUCCUAAAAAUAGAGCUUUAUAUGCUUCAAAGCCAAGAAAAGCACAUUUUUUAAAUAACUGAUUUUAUUGGGACACAGUUAAACAAAUAAAUGUAAUCCCCAAAAAUGGAGAAAGACGGAAUAUUGAAUCCAAUAAUCAGCCUCUAAUAUAAAAAACAUUUAAAAGUGAAAUUUGUUGAUAAUUUUGUAGUUCUUGCUGGAAUUAAAACUAAAUCAGCCUCCAGUAACUCUUUCAGAUUACAUUUAUGGGAGUUUUGUGUUGAGACAAACUAAAAAAAAACACACAAAAUAAUCCUGAAUUUCUUAAAAAGUUUCUGGAGAAAGACAAGUUGUCUGAUCAAAAUGUGAAGUAGAGUUUAGAUGUUCCUGAUUUAUUCAAACUAAUAUUAAACUUAAUGAUAGUUUUUUUUUUUUUUGCCAAAAUCAUGAAUUCUGUACGAAUCUCCUCGUUUUAAUAUGUAGUCAUAGAAAUGUUUGCCUUCUUUAUUUUAUUUUCUUUCCACUUGUUGCUGUGUCUAAUUUUUUAUUAAAAUCCAUAAUUAAUGAAGAAGAAAAUAAAAUGAGGAACCUGAGGGCUCGAGGCGAAAGGUCAGGAGGUGUUUUCUUGUGAAACGAUGUGCUGAGGCGGAGAUGAAGCUGGUCUUAACUUUAUCAACGCAAACACGUCAUCGUUUUGACCGACCUUUUCUGUGAUUCCAUCAGACGUUUGUUAGAUUUCGCUGCAGGAUUCAAACACUGGACGUCUUAAAAGUGACUAAUUCAAUCAGAAAUGAUGAUUCCUGCAGCGUCGCCUUCAGCUCUUUCUGUUGUGGUGGAAUUCUGUCUUUUUUAAACUUCAUUUUCAUUGUGUUACCGCAUGACCUGUGACCUCCCCGUACGCCCAACCCGCCAGUCGCCAUGGUAACAGGACUUUUAUCCACCGUCGGGAGGGAGACGAUCGUGUGGCGCAUCUUAAUUUAUUGUUUUUAUCUCUGUGCACUGAAAUGAACUGAACUCUCCGUGAUUUGAAACAAAAUAAAUGAGAAGGAGAAGGAAAAGAAAAGCAGACGAGCACAUGGUUUGUUUACUGACAUGUUUUAUUUUCUGAGGAAAAAAAUGAAACGAUAACAUUGGCUGAAUGGCAUUAAAAUUGUAUUAAAAAAAAGAGCAAAAAGUU